Triplophysa dalaica is the source of this 1077-nucleotide messenger RNA. RefSeq names its product protein NDRG1-like. The transcript is spliced from 5 exons. Gene Ontology annotation, biological process: signal transduction. The coding region runs from base 297 to 569 and encodes 90 amino acids. Gene Ontology annotation, cellular component: cytoplasm. Lineage: Eukaryota; Metazoa; Chordata; Actinopteri; Cypriniformes; Nemacheilidae. The record is from RefSeq and is a predicted model, not a curated record.
AUGCUUAUUUCAUGUAGCUAGACUUGCAUUAACAGGGAUUAGAAAUAGUUGUUAAUCUGAUGAUUAGAAAAUUAUUGAACUAUACAGUGUGCACACAUUUAUACUAAUGAAUAACUUUCUGAACAGAUCACAGGCUGGACUCGGAAACGUCUCACCUGAUGAAAAGAGAUAUUAGGUAGUUUUGCUAUAACAGUGGUUUUCACUAAAUAGAUUGUCUUGACAACAGAUGCCCGGUGUUGCUGAUAGUGGGGGAUAAUUCCCCUGCUGUGGAUGCUGUGGUUGACAGCAACUCCAGAAUGAAUCCAACAACAACCACCUUUCUCAAAAUUGCUGACUGUGGAGGUCUUCCACAUGUUGAUCAGCCUGGCAAACUUAUUGAAGCUUUCAAAUAUUUCAUCCAGGGCAUGGGCUACAUGCCAUCUGCUGGUCUGACACGUCUGGUUCGUUCUCGUACUGGAAGUAGCUCAUCUAUUGACCGUAGUCGCAACCGAUGUGGCACAAACACGUCACAGGGUCAGCGUGACGUUCACACACGGAUGUCUCCAUGGACAGUACGUCUAACAGCAUAGAACACAACCCUUCAGUACCCAAACUUUCUGUUAAAUGACUCUACACAAGCAAAUAUCACAAUUUAACUUAAAAAUGUAAUUGUAGCUUCUAAUAGUCAGGUAAAGUAGAUACAAUUAAGUUACAAUAUCUGCUCAAAUGUUUCAACCUUUUAUUUCUUAUAAUGUACAAUACUUUGGAAUAAUUCUGAAAUCACAUACAAAUAUACAGACAUUUCUGUUUAAAAAAAUGUGUACAACUUAGUUGUGUAAAUGAAUAUGUACAGAUAUAUUACAAUGGUAAAAUAAGCAAGAAAUUGUGUCGAAUGGUUUCCGUAUAUCAAACUUAGCAUUUUACAUAUAAGCAUUGCAUAUAAUUUUUAUAUGUUGUUAACAGUUAUGUUCUAUGUUCAUUAUUACUAUUAAGGAUGUACAGAGGUUAUUUAUUAAUAUAAAUACAUUUGAUGUAAUAUCGGUGUGGUUAAUGUUGGCCCCUCUGAUCUUAUAUUGGUAAGCAAGACAACUGCAAAUU